This is a messenger RNA of Prorocentrum cordatum, 202 nucleotides long. NCBI's taxonomy places the organism in Eukaryota, Dinophyceae, Prorocentrales, Prorocentraceae. The record is from the annotation of a GenBank genome assembly.
GCUUGAGCGUUCUUUGGCCAGCAUUGUUCACGAGGUCCUCAAGCUCGACGACCAGAUCCAGCUCAGCCAGAUGACCAAGAGCCAGCUGUCCUCAGUGCCGUACGACCCCACGGUGACCACCAAGCCUCAGAAGCUGCCCGCCCACGCGAAGCGGCGGCACAUGGAGUCGUACCGGCCGGCCAUGAAGGCCCACCUCAUCUGA